This is a messenger RNA of Rotaria sordida, 885 nucleotides long. The record is from the annotation of a GenBank genome assembly. Lineage: Eukaryota; Metazoa; Rotifera; Eurotatoria; Philodinida; Philodinidae.
AUGGUACAUGAUCUUGAUGAAACAAUCAAAGAAAGAAAUAUUAAAAAAAUGAUUGCACACAAACUCGGAACUAAUACUAUUAAAUUCAAUAUUAAAUUUAAUGAACCUAAAUAUACAAUUGUUAGUUUGGAUGUUCCUGAAUUUUGUAUUCAUGUUACAAAUAUACCAAACGAUGUAAAUAGUGACGAAUUAUCAACAAUUUUCAAAGUAGAUAUUGUCAAUAUUCUUGUACAACCACAUAAUGAAUUAAAUGAUCAUCUGGUAGAAAAUAGUCGUAUACAAGUUGAAGCUUGGAUAAAAGAGAUUGACAAUGAACAAUCAACACAAAAAUUAGCUAAAGAAAAACAUGGAUUAUAUUUACGUGGUUUUAGAAUUCAAUGUCAAGAUAUAUGUGUUACAUUGGAAAUAUUUGAAUUAUGUGAACAUUUUCAAAAUGAAACAUGUUCAUAUUCAAUCUGUUGCGAUAUGAAACAUAUACAAUGUGUUGAACCGAGUACAUGUGGGAAUAUACAACGUUGGUAUGGACAUGAUUCACAGCGAACUACAAGAUCAGAACGUCGAUCUAUAUCAAGUGAAGAUGGUUAUCGUGUACGAAUCGCAAAUUUUCCACUCAAAGCUACACGAGAAGAAAUAUUCAAACAUUUACCAUCAAAAUUUCCUCGAAUUAGAGAAAAUCUUAUUUUAUAUAAUGAAUCAAAUCCAACAAAACUAAUAAUUGCUUAUGUUAUCGAUCAAAAAUCAGAGAUUAUAGCUAAAAGAUUAAUUCAUUCAUGGCAUAAUCAACAAUUUCUGCAAGAUCAACCGAGCAAAAUGAAAUGUCAAUUAGAGAUUAAUGUUGAAAAUUUCAAUUCAACUAUUGGAUUUCUCAUGUCGAUGGCACCAUAG